CAGGACAUAAAUUGAGGACAUUUUCAUUCAUACGGAUGAACUCGCGCUUCAAGCUCCGCCCACUAGAUCCAGCGAAGCUGUGCAGCACUGCAGCGAGCGAGCUCCAUCUCGAGCAUUCUGGUCUUGGAAUGCUCCUCAGAAGGCGGCAAUUUGGAGCUUUCGGACGCAGCCAGUGUGUUUCGAGUCUGAUGUCUUUAGCUACGUGUAAAUGCUUCGGUGUGCACUGAAAUAAUUAAUCCUUCUUCGAUUAUUUUAUUGGUUUGUCAACAGAAGACAGGAUUUCUUAAUACGCUAACCGUUAGCAGUGAGAUGAAGUUGAAAAUCUGACCCGGACUCACUGUUGUCUCUGGAGCAGGGAUUCAUUGUCCGUACAGCGUCAUAAACAUCUCCUGACUCAUACAGUUGUGUACUUUGAGAGUGAAAGUGAUUGGGACCAAUCCACCAAUAAAUGCUGGAGUCAAACACACAGAGAAAUCACUCCAUGUGUGACAACUGAAAUCUUCAUGACAUAAUGUUGAUGCUGGUGAAAGAGGAGCUUGAGAAGAUGACAGAUCCACAACCAUGCAGAAUAAAGGAUGAAGAUACUGAGGAACAAAUAGAUAUGAUGGAAGUGAAAGAGGAGAGUCAAGCUGAAGGGGAUGAGAAACAUCAGAUUGUAAAAAUAAACCAUAAUGUUUCACCGAAAGAAACUCUGAAGACAGAAGACAUAAAGUGUGAAAAUAGUUUCAGUGAAGAUGAACGACCUGCAGAUCACAAGAGGACUCACAGUGAGGAGAAACCUUUAACAUGUCAACAGUGUGGAAAGAGUUUCAGAAGAAAAGCUAACCUUAAAGCACACAUGAUGAUUCACACUGGAGAGAAACUUUACACGUGUCAACUAUGUGAAAAGAGUUUCACCUUUCAAACGAACCUUAACCGCCACGUGAAAACUCACAGUGGGGAAAAGCCACACGCAUGCCAUCACUGUGACAAGAGUUUCAUAGAUAAAAGUCAACUUAAGAAACACAUAAGAGUUCACACUGGAGAGAAACCUUUCACGUGUCAACAGUGUGGAAAGAGUUUCAGAGUUGAAUGUAGCCUUAAGAUACACGCAAGAAUUCACACUGGAGAGAAACCAUUCACUUGUCAUCAGUGUGGAAAGAGUUUUACAGCUGCAAGUGAACUUAAGAAACAUUUGAGAAUUCACACUGGAGAGAAACCAUACGUGUGUCAACAUUGUGGAAAGAGAUUCAGGGCAAAAUCUAACCUUGAUGUACAUUUGAGCACUCACACUGAAGAGAAACCGUUCACAUGCCAUGAGUGUAAAAAGAGUUACAAAGCAAAAGCUACACUUAACAAACACAUGAGAAUCCACACUCGAUAGAAACCAUUCAUGUGUCAACAGUGUGGAUAUGGCAACAAAGUUUAGAAAUCAGCUGAGGUCUUAUUAAUAAAACUGUCUGGAGGAUCCUUACUAAAAGUCUACAUGCGCACAAAAGCCAAAAAUGGCGUACGGCAAAAAAGAUUCAGGCCGUUUCUCAAUCGGUGUUCUUGUAAAACGUCAUCAGUCGUGCCCCAAGUACUGUUCCAAUUCCAAGUUCAUUUAACAUCCCCAGAUGUGUUCUUGAUCCGUUCUUCUUCUUAAGGAUGCAUGAGAAGGUGACUUGUGUGGACUUAUGACAGCCAAGUUAAUAAGUAUUUGUUACAUUUAUAUAGCGCUUUUCUCAGUGCUCAAAGCGCUUUACAUAUGAAUGGGGGAAUCUCCUCAACUACCACCAAUGUGCAGCAUCCACCUGGAUGAUGCGACGGCAGCCAUAUUGCGCCAGAACGCCCACCACACACCAGCUUAUUAGUGGAAAGGAGACAGAGUGAUAUAGCCAAUUAGUAUGAGGGAUGAUUAGUAGGCCAAUGGGCAAGUUUGGCCAGGAUGCCGGGGCACACCCCUACUCUUUUUCGAAGGACAUCCUGGGAUUUUUAAUGACCACAGAGAGUCAGGACCUCGGUUUAACGUCUCAUCCGAAGGACGGUGCUUUUUUUGUCAGUAUAGUGUCCCCGUCACUAUACUGGGGUGUUAGGACCCACACAGACCACAGGUUUACACCCACAAGUAAAAGUGAUUGAGACCUUCAGUGAAGCUCCUCCUACAACAAUCCACCAAUAAAUGCUGGAGUCAAACACACAGAGAAAUCACUCCAUGUGUGACAACUGAAAUCUUCAUGACAUAAUGUUGAUGCUGGUGAAAGAGGAGCUUGAGAAGAUGACAGAUCCACAACCAUGCAGAAUAAAGGAUGAAGAUACUGAGGAACAAAUAGAUAUGAUGGAAGUGAAAAAGGAGAGUCAAGCUGAAGUGGAUGAGAAACAUCAGAUUGUAAAAAUAAACCAUAAUGUUUCACAGAAAGAAACUCUGAAGACAGAAGACAUAAAGUGUGAAAAUAGUUUCAGUGAAGAUGAACGCCCUGCAGAUCACAAGAGGACUCACAGUGAGGAGAAACCUUUCACAUGUCAACAGUGUGGAAAGAGUUUCAGAGAUAAACGUAAACUUGAGACUCAUGUGAGAAGUCACAUUAAAGAAAAACCACACGCGUGCCAUGAGUGUGAAAGGAGUUUUAUAUCUGCAAGUUACCUUAAGAUACACAUGAGGUCUCACACUGGAGAGAAACCUUAUGUAUGUCAACAGUGUGGAAAGAGUUUCAGAACAAAAUGGCAGCUUAACGAACAUGUGAGAAUUCACACUGGAGAGAAACCACAUCUGUGUCAUCACUGUGAAAAGAGUUUUACAACUGCAAGUGAACUUAAGAAACAUUCAAGAGUUCACACCGGAGAGAAACCGCACAUGUGCCAUCACUGUGAAAAGAGUUUUACAACUAAAGGUAAUCUUAAGACACACAUGACACUUCACACUGGAGAAAAACUGUUCACAUGUCAUCUGUGUGGAAAGAGUUUUAGAACGAAACGUGACCUUAAUAGACAUGUGAGAAUUCACACUGGAGAGAACACAUUCAUUUGUCAUCACUGUGGAAAGGGUUUUACGAUGAAAUGUGACCUUAAUAGACACGUGAUAAUUCACACUGGAGAGAAACCAUACUUGUGUCAACACUGUGGAAAGAGUUUCAGGACAAAACCUAACCUUAACCUACACAUGAGGAUUCACACCGGACAGAAACCACACGUGUGCCAUCACUGUGAAAAGAGUUUUACAACUAAAGGUAAUCUUAAGACACACAUGACACUUCACACUGGAGAAAAACCGUUCACAUGUCAUUUGUGUGGAAAGAGUUUUACAAUGAAAUAUGACCUUAAUAGACAUGUGAGAAUUCACACUGGAGAGAAACCAUACGUGUGUCAACCCUGUGGAAAGAGUUUCAGGACAAAAUCAAACCUUAAUGUACAUUUGAGAACUCACACUGAAGAGAAACCCUUCACAUGCCAUGAGUGUAAAAAGACUUUCAAAACAAAAGCUACACUUAACAAACACAUGAGAAUCCACACUCGAUAGAA
Molecule: messenger RNA, 3477 nt
Organism: Misgurnus anguillicaudatus (oriental weatherfish)
Lineage: Eukaryota; Metazoa; Chordata; Actinopteri; Cypriniformes; Cobitidae
Source: RefSeq, a predicted model, not a curated record